AUGACUCAAGACUUACGAGCACCUUCGUUCAUGGAACGGUAUCAAUUAUGUCGUGUUGAUAACAAGUACUACCCGAAUUUCAACGUCACCGUCAAAUAUGCAUCGUCAAUCAAUUCAACAGUGUUGGCGCAUGCGGUACAUAACAUCAUUGUAAAGAAUCCGCUUCUUGGAUGCAACUAUUUUAGAACCACCGAAGGCGAUGAUCAUAAUGAUUACAGAAACUAUUCCAUUCGUCCUAUAAAUAUCAAGUUUGAUGAUUUAAUUUCAGUACGAUCAGAGCCAGAGGAAACUUAUAUCAAUGAUGAAUUUUUUACCGAUUUGAACAAGAUCCAUUUCGAUAUAAAUGAAACCAAACCGUUGUGGAAAGUGAUACUUAAUGGAUCUUAUGUGACAAUUGUAUGUUCACAUAUCUAUUUCGAUGGUAAUAGUGGUUGUUUCUUUCAUAAGGAUUUACUUGAAGAGUUGAAGGAGUUAGAAAGUAUUGAGGAUCUGUUAGUGCCAUUGGAAUACAUUGUGAAAGCUGCUGAAAUUACUUCAGUGCCACCACCAGUUGACGCAACAACAACUUUGUAUUCAUUACCCAUUUGGCAAACUGUUAAGAAUGUAUUCAAAUUGGUGGUAGCUCCAGCAUGGUUCAAGCCACCUACAAAGUUACCUUUAUUUAAAACCACACCGAUUGUCGUUGAUCAAAUUAAUCAUUUUAAGGUUAUUCACAUAGACCCAACUACGCUCAAGUCAAUAUUAGCUCACGUCAAGUCAUUAAACACAACAUUGACACCAUGGUUGAUUGCAAUUACAUUUAGCCUGUUUCUGAAACUACACCCAAACAAUUCCUUUGAUGCUACUAUCCCAUUAAAUGGGCGUAGGUAUACCCCAGCCGACAAGUAUCAAGUCGUUGUUGCUGAAUCAACGGUUACACUUGAUCCACCAUUCGAUAUAGAAUCAACAACGUCAGCUAUAAAGACUCAAUUAUCAGCAGAAUUGGAAUCGCGUGAUCCAUUCAACCGUGUUGCAUUACUUAAAUAUGUCAAUAUAGGUAAUUUUGCCGACCAGAGAAUUGGAACUCAUGCAAGACAUACCAUGGAAAUUAGUAAUGUUGGUAAAUUACCGGUACCUCAAUGCUGGUUUAGUCAAGGAUGUGGGUUUUCAGCACAUUUGCAAUUGAAUGUAGCUAGUAGUGAAGAUGGUAUGGAUAUUGUGUUUGCAUACGUUGAUGAGGUCAAGAAGGAUUUUGAAGAAUUCAUAAACAACUUUCAUAAAGAAAUUGACAAUAUUACGCAUACGGCUACGUGA
Lodderomyces orthopsilosis Co 90-125 is the source of this 1293-nucleotide messenger RNA. Its product is annotated as N-acetyltransferase. The record is from RefSeq and is a predicted model, not a curated record. Lineage: Eukaryota; Fungi; Ascomycota; Pichiomycetes; Serinales; Debaryomycetaceae. The transcript has a single exon. Bases 1 to 1293 code for a protein of 430 amino acids. Gene Ontology annotation, molecular function: N-acetyltransferase activity.